Molecule: messenger RNA, 708 nt
Organism: Lottia gigantea (owl limpet)
Lineage: Eukaryota; Metazoa; Mollusca; Gastropoda; Lottiidae
Exons: 4
Coding region: 1-423 (140 amino acids)
Source: RefSeq, a predicted model, not a curated record
AUGCUCUUGAGAUAUAAUGUGAUGUCUGAUAAACAUGCAACCGGUUUCCCUCUGUCAGUGAUGCAGCCUAGAAAUUCUACCUGUUGUUCACACUCACUUGUUGGUUUUAGAGAAGACAAGCUACUGUUUCCAGUUGGAAUUGUCCUUUCUCUUAUAGUGCUGUUCAUAUCUACAUUCAAACACAAAAUGCAGGCCUCACACGUUAUCCUUGUCGUAGUGGCAGCACUAUGCCUAGUGGUUGUAAACGAAGCUUAUACUAUUCCCCAAAUGCCAGAUGGUUAUAUGCAAUAUGUUCCCGCUGAGUACAGAGCAUAUGUUAAGGCCUAUAUGGAUCAGUUCGGAGCAGGUGCAGGUGCAGGAGCAGGAGCUGGAGCUGGAGGAAUCCCCGACAUAGGUGUUUCUGGGGUUGCCGCUGCAAGAUAAAGUCUUGGUGCCAGAAGUGUUAGCUUUUGAUAAAUAGAGUUACAAGAACCUGAUCAACCUGAUUUAGAAAAUAGAAUUAGUUUCUAAAAUUUCAAAUACCAGCUUGUAAAAUUGAUAUAAUGAUACACAUUCGGUUGUUUGUGUGCCAUCAUAGCUUUUAGAACAAAGCCAACAAAAUAGUAAUAAAGUUUUUUUGUACCUCUUUUACAAUCUGUUUUGUUUUGAUUCGUUCAUCACCCAACUACAGUCGCAAUAGUCAAAAUUAAUAUACAGUUGUUGCUAGUC